AUGACUAAAAAGAAUGACCCUUACCAGCCUCGGUUCAAGGAGGGCUACUGUAUGGAGGUCAAGAGGUCAUCUGGGGUCAACUGCGAGUCGUCUGGCAUCGGCCCGAGUCUUCAGCGUCAGCAGAUUAAUAAGCUGACGUCAUUCAUUGAUGCUUCAAACGUGUAUGGUUCCUCCGAUGAACAGCUUCAGGGACUCAGGGACGGAAACACGCCGUUCAUGAGAGUAUCUGAAGGUGCCGACGGUCCGCGUGUACCAAACGGAAAUGACUCCACGUGCAAGGCCAAACCCGACGAAGGAAUCCACUGCAGCCUCGUUGGUGACGACCGCGUAAACGUUGUCCCAUCGCUGACGUCAUACCACAACGUUUUCAUCCUUGAGCACAAUCGUCUGGCAGAGCGUCUGCGUGAAGAGUUUCCUGAUGAAGAAGAAGCGUUCCAGCAGACGAGAAAACUGAUGAUCGCCAUUAUGCAAAAGAUUGUUUACGACGAAUAUCUUCCGUCGUUCCUCUCGCCGCUGGCGAUGAAAAAAUACAAACUAGGAAACCUUUCUCCAUACAAAUAUGAUCCAAGCUUAGAUCCUACUAUUUCCAACGAGUUUGGAAUUGCUUACAGAAUGGGUCACACCUGGAUACCCAUGUUCAUGGCGGUGUUCACAAAGGAGUUCCAGCCGUCCUUUGGUCGCUUUACCAACGAGACAUACGAAGACCCGUCAAUGACUUACAUCGAGUCGCAAAACGGGGGUCCCUCUGGAAUGGAAGGACUAGCAUACUGGCUGUCUGCGAAGAAAUCGCCUGCAACGGACAGGAUUCUCGAAGACGUUGUCAGGAACGACCUCUUUCUCAACCCUACAAAAGACACCUCGUUUGAUCUAGCUGCGCUGAAUAUUCAACGUGGUCGCGACCACGGACUACCAUCAUACAAUGAAUAUCGAAAGUUCUGUGGCUUGUCAACGAUGUCGUCAUGGAGAACGAGAUUCGGUGACCUUACUGAUGCAGCACUCUCUAGACUCGAGGAAGCUGGAUAUAGCGAUCCCGACGACGUUGACUUAUUCACCGGAGCCUUGAGCGAGAAGCCCGUUCCCGGGGGUGCCCUGGGUCCGACCAUGGAGUGUAUCAUAGGGGACCAGUUCCACAGACUAAAGUUCGGAGACAGGUUCUUUUAUAAGAACCCUGAGACUGGGUAUAAUCGAGACCAAAUAGAGGCGAUAAAGAACUACAGUCUGGCGUCGUUGAUGUGCAGGAACUACAAGUUUGAAAGGAUCCACUUUCCUGACAUCUUCAGAGUCCUAUCACCUUUGGUGGACUGCAAAGAUAUUGAUGAUAUCGACCUCACCCCAUUCUUGUCUUCGUCCUUGCCUGACCUUCCCCGCCCUCCCGAAUCCUUCCCCAAACCGAUCAGAAACAUCGACACCAAGUAAAAUGAGCUUGUCGAGAAAAUAGAGGCAGACAUUUUAACAGAUAUUGAUAACGUCUAAACGAUGACGAUGAUGUUGAUUUAUUGUGUUAUUAUUUCAAACUACUUAUUAACAUGUUCGGAUAAGUAAUAUUCGGCAAUUGGGCUCCUCACGUUUAUACACUGAAUAUUUUACAUCAACGUGCAACUUUUGUUUGCAACUUUUUUUAGACAAUGAAGAUAAAUGUGUUAGGAUUAUUCUGAAAAAAAUAUCAUGAACUGACCAGUGUAUCAGUUAUGUUCUGAUACAGAGACGUUUUAAUAUCGUAUCAUAUUUGGAUUUCUUUAAACGAGGUAGAAGUGGCCAGGAUUAUUGAAUUGUGUAUUUCCAACAGCGACACGUGUGAUUGUAGGUGCCGUGCCACACGACUAGUACGCCAUCUGCGAAACAACAUGACAAAACAUUUGAGCUGUGAAAAUUGGGUUAAUAUAUGUGCGUAAAGUGCCGUCCCAGAUUAAACUGUUCUGUACGCACAGGCUAAUCAGGGACAACACUAACCACGGAUUUAAUUUAAUUCCGCAGUCCGCACAGCCUUAUCAGAGAUGACACUUUC
Messenger RNA from Dreissena polymorpha, 2005 nucleotides. RefSeq names its product peroxidasin homolog pxn-2-like. The record is from RefSeq and is a predicted model, not a curated record. Gene Ontology annotation, biological process: response to oxidative stress. Bases 1 to 1416 code for a protein of 471 amino acids. The transcript is spliced from 10 exons. NCBI's taxonomy places the organism in Eukaryota, Metazoa, Mollusca, Bivalvia, Myida, Dreissenidae. Gene Ontology annotation, molecular function: heme binding; peroxidase activity.